Onthophagus taurus is the source of this 2451-nucleotide messenger RNA. RefSeq names its product prolyl endopeptidase-like. Lineage: Eukaryota; Metazoa; Arthropoda; Insecta; Coleoptera; Scarabaeidae. Gene Ontology annotation, biological process: proteolysis. Gene Ontology annotation, cellular component: cytosol. Gene Ontology annotation, molecular function: oligopeptidase activity; serine-type endopeptidase activity. The record is from RefSeq and is a predicted model, not a curated record.
AAAAUUUUAUUUAAUUGUUGACGAAUGUUGAUGAAAUUUAAUAAAUAAUUAAAAAUACACAACAAAUUUAAAUGAAUUUACCACGAAACCUGAAAAAUAACUUGAAUUUGUUAUACUAAAAAUAUCUCAAUAUUAGAACAACUGGCGUAAGAUUGUGUUAUAUCGAAAAAAUAAUAACUAAUCCUAAACAUACAUAGAUAAAAUUAUAAAAGAAGCCUAGAAUCCACAAUAGAGAAUCGACUUAAAAAAAAGUGAGGUUAUGUAUUAAUGCUUAUUUCAUUUCGACUCGUGACUUCAAAAAUUCAACGUGUUGUCGUUCGAACGUUAAGAAAAAUGUCCUUCGAAUACCCAAAAGCACGAUUAGAUGAUACAAUCAAAGAUGAUUAUCAUGGAAUUCAAGUUCCAGAUCCUUUUCGUUGGCUUGAAAAUCCUGAUGCGGAAGAAACCAAAGAAUUUGUUGAUGCUCAAAAUGCGGUUACUAGGCCUUACAUCGAUAGUUAUCCCUUAAAGGAUAAAAUUAAUAAGAAAAUGACUGAUUUGUGGAAUUAUCCUAAGAUUUCACCACCGUAUAAACAUGGAGAUAGAUACUUUCAAUUCCGAAACACUGGUUUACAAAAUCAGAAUGUAAUCUAUGUACAAGAAAAUUUAAAUGGUGAAGCUAAAGUAUUUUUGGAUCCCAAUCUAUUAUCAGAAGAUGGUACUACAGCUUUAUCAGGGGUUGCUUUUUCUGAAAAUGGUGCAUAUUUUGCUUACGGUUUAAGUAAAAAUGGUUCCGAUUGGUUAGAAAUAAAAUGUAGAGAUGUCAGUACAGGAAAAGAUUAUGAUGAAGUAUUAAAAAAAGUCAAAUUUACUUCUAUGACUUGGACACAUGACCAUCAAGGAUUUUUUUAUUCAGCUUAUUUGGAUAAAGAAGGAAAAUCUGAUGGUUCAGAAACAGAUAGCAAUGAAAAACAGAAACUUUAUUAUCAUAAAUGGGGAACUGAACAAUCUGAUGAUGUUGUUGUUGUUCAAUUUGAAGAUCCUCAAUUAAGAAUAGGUGCUAAAGUUAGUAAUUGCGGAAAAUAUUUGAUUGUUACAUCUAUAAAAGGAACUAAAAAUAAUUUGUUGUAUUUUGCUCGAUUGGAAGGUAUUGACAAAAUUUCUGGAUUAUUGAAAUUACAUCCGGUUGUAACCGAAUUUGAAGCAGAUUAUGAAUAUAUUGCUAACACUGAUGCUAAAUUUGUUUUUCGUACUAACAAAGACGCACCAAAUUAUAGAUUAAUCAUAAUUAAUUUCGAUAAUUUAAAUGAACGAUGGUUGGAUUUAAUUCCAGUUCAUGAAAACGACGUUUUAGAUUGGGCCAAGCCUGUUAAUAAUGAUCAAUUAGUUUUAUGUUAUCUUCGUGACGUCAAAAAUGUGAUGUCCCUUCAUAAAUUAGAAACCGGCGAGAAAAUUUACGAUUUUCCCCUUGAGCUAGGAACAGUGUCUUCUAUAUCGCAAAAACAUAAUUCGUCAGAAAUGUUUUAUGGAUUUUGUUCAUUUUUAACACCAAACAUUAUUUACAGAGUCGAUUUAAGUCAACUUCCAAUUUCACCACAAAUCUUUUAUGAAACAAAAUUGGAAAAUUUUGACCCAAAUAAAUACGAAACCAAACAAGUUUUUUAUAAAAGUAAGGAUGGAACUGAAAUUCCAAUGUUUAUUGUUAACAAAAAAGGAAUGACUUUAAACGGAUUAAAUCCUUGUCUUUUAUAUGGAUAUGGAGGUUUCAAUAUCACAUUAACACCAUCGUUUUCGGUUACACGAUUAACAUUUAUUGAUUGUUUUGAUGGUAUAUUUGCUUUGGCAAAUAUACGCGGGGGUGGGGAAUACGGUGAUAAGUGGCAUAAUGGGGGACGAUUUGAAAACAAACAGAAUUGUUUCGAUGAUUUUCAAUACGCAGCCAAGUAUUUAAUUGGAAAUAAAUAUACAAGCAAAGAUAAAUUAGUAAUUCAAGGUGGAUCAAACGGUGGAUUAUUAGUUGCAGCUUGUAUUAAUCAAGCACCAGAACUAUUUGGUGCGGCAAUUUGUCAAGUUGGUGUUUUAGAUAUGCUAAGAUAUCAUAAAUUUACCAUCGGUUAUGCGUGGAAAACUGAUUAUGGUUCUUCAGAUGAACCCGAUCAAUUUCAAUAUCUAUACAAAUAUUCCCCAUUGCAUAACAUAAAAAUUCCGGAUGACGAAAAUAUUCAAUAUCCAGCUACUUUAUUGUUAACAGCAGAUCAUGAUGAUCGCGUUGUUCCAUUACAUUCGUUGAAAUUUAUCGCGGAAAUUCAACGGAAAGUUGGGAUGUUGUCUCAUCAGAAAAAUCCCAUUAUGAUUCGAAUUGAAACCAGGGCUGGACAUGGUGCGGGAAAACCAACAUCAAAAAUUAUCGAUGAAGUUACCGAUAUGUUUAGUUUUAUUGCAAAAUCACUCGAGUUAAAAUGCCAAAUUUAA